Aspergillus clavatus NRRL 1 is the source of this 3480-nucleotide messenger RNA. RefSeq lists its product as uncharacterized. The coding region runs from base 1 to 3480 and encodes 1159 amino acids. Gene Ontology annotation, biological process: protein localization to plasma membrane. The transcript has 2 exons. The record is from RefSeq and is a predicted model, not a curated record. Lineage: Eukaryota; Fungi; Ascomycota; Eurotiomycetes; Eurotiales; Aspergillaceae. Gene Ontology annotation, cellular component: plasma membrane.
AUGGAGAGCGUGCGCCAGUCGUGCCGGCCCAAGCAUCAGGUCUUGGUCCUCAAAUGCUAUCCCCAGUACCAAAAAGGAGUUCAGGACGUGAAGCCAAAUUCCAGCGAACUGUCGUAUUUACUAUACUAUGUCAGCACGCGCCGGAGCAAGUUGACCAAAGUGGGUGCCUUUCUGGAAAAGAGGGCAGCUCGGGACGUCUGGCGUAAUAAAAUCGGAAAUGUACAGGUUACGCUCCAGAUUCUCAGCGCGCUCAUCGAGAAAGUCCCCCGCGAUCUUCCAAUCUAUGCCCGAUCGGUGAUGACCGUCCUCGAAACUGUCCUACGCUCUCAUGAUAUCUCUAUGGUGGAAGAGUCGAUAUCCACCUUCGAAACGUUCUGUCGGCAUCAGGAUAUGGCUGCGCUGUCUGCGGAGCAGGAUUUCGCGAGCCAAUACCGGGAGGUUGUACGAACAUACGCGGACUUUGCAGACAACACUGGACUGCCAUCUACUCUGACCACCGCACCGAGUGGUCCGCUGGAAAUUCGGUGGAAGACCGCUGGUCUGCGAGCGAUCAAAGGCGUAGUCAGUUCGGAGGCCGCUCUCGCCGCGGAUGGUGGAGAUUCGCUUCGAUUGAUCCUUCCAGUCAUCCUGGAAAAUCUUUACAUUGGCGGUGAUAAUCUACUUGUGUCUUUCGAGCUCAAGUUGCAUGAACCAGAGAGACACGAGCCCACCCUUGGCCGUCGGCGGAGGAUCAGCAAUGCGACCGUCCAAACGGUAGACGCGGUUGAUGGAGAUCCGGCAUUGGCAUCGCAGUCUGCCGCAGAUGUGGACAGGCAGGCUGAAAUGGACAUGCGCUUACUUGCGCUCCGUUGUUUGGAGCGCAUUGUCGUUACUGGAAGCAGCCGUGGUCAGAUUCGUGUCACUACGAAGUUGGUGCUCCAGUUCGUUCUGAGCAAAAGCCCCUUGGAGUCUAUUGAUCGCACGGAUGCGACCGACGGCUGGGCUACGUCCCUAAUGGAACUUAUUGCCAAAUGGUGUCCCGUCCAAAUUCGCUUCACCAUCCUGGUAGCUGCGAUGGAGCUUCUGCUCGAGGACAAAUUCACAGAAGAGACCGUAGAUCGCUCAUAUCACCUCAUUUAUUUGAUCGACUGGCUGUUGAAAUCUCCGGUGAACAUGAUUGGCCUGAGCGUUAUCGACAUCCUGCUGGGUCUCAUGCAAUUUAUGUCAAGCUUGCUUUCGCCCCCAGCAAGUGAGAAGACGGCGGACGGUGCUGUUGCCGAGAAGUGGAACGACCGAUCAGACAACGAUAUAGUCUUAUCUCCGAAGAAACUGAAGGUGCUUGCGCUUCUCCAGAACACUAUUGGAGACCUAGCAACGCAUAUCUAUUAUGGCGAUCAAGUCGUUGACAUGAUCAGGACGAUUUUGAGCCGCAUCAAGCCCGCGAACAACGAACUAUCCUCUGAUGCGGUCGUACCCGCUCAGGAUAACUUCGAUGGGAAUAUCACUGGGACAGGAUUCCCUGGAGAGACGAAUACGGAGGCCUUUCCGUCACCUAUCGCAAAGAUCACAGCAUUGAAGGCGAUCCAGAAUAUCAUCACCGUCGCAAAUUCCAAGAGACACACUGCUGCUGGAGUGGAAACCAGAAACCCGGUGGGCAUUCACGUAUGGGAUGGAACACAGGCACUCCUUCGAGACUCCGACAAAGAAGUUCGUCAUGCAUAUGUCGAUGCUUUCCUGACUUGGCUAAAGUUGGAGACAACACCUGACGACCUGAAGGCUAGAGAAGGAACAGCCAGGAUGAUGAAAGCUCUCCCACGACGCGAAUCCCCCGAACUUGUGGAGAUAUCUGGGAGACGGCCCGCGAACGUGAGCCUAAGCGAGAAGGCAACCGUGGUGGCGCAAUUGAACUUUCUUCGUCUCUUCCAUUUAACCCUGUACGACAUUGCUCUUGAAUCUCCUACGGAUGGGUCGAAGAUCCUGGUAGUACAUCUGCUCCUCACGACCCUUGUCGAUCGCCUCGGCGUUAACGCUGUACGAUUUGGGCUACCCAUGGUUCUAAGGCUCCAAGACGAUCUGGAAAGUGAGCAGAGUCUGUACCCUGCUAUUGCCAAGGUGAACAUUGCAAGCUUGGUUUAUGGAUAUCUGUGGGCACUGGCCGAGAAGUUUGAAUUGGAAGGCUGCCGAGUCGGCAACGAGAUCCAAGCAGAGAUAGACAAGCGUCAGAGAAGCGGCCUAUGGUUUGACAGAAUCCAUUUGCCGGCCGCUCAUAUCGACAACAUCAUGCAGAUCAGCGAGAAACCGGCUACCAACCACGGCGGCAUCGAUCAAAACCAGCUCACCCCUUUCAGGACUGACGUUGACGAGCUCGUACGCAGAAUUGAAGUGGCAUAUAACUCAUCCAUGACAUCGCCCUCUCACAGCCCUCCGGGCUCGCCAGGACGGAACCUAGCCCUUCCGGUUUUAAGUCAUGGAUCUGCGGCAGUCAAUCUCACUAAACCUAACCUACCACCCUCGGUGAAAGAACAAAUGCUCUCACCAUGGUCCAGAGAAAGUUGUUUAGCAGCAGCUGAGAAGGAGAAAGUGGAAGCCAUGUCUAUCAAUGGAUCUAGGGCAGGGACAUUGGCUUUCCGCAAUUAUGCAUAUGUCAACGGCGCCGGCAAUAGUUCUCAUUCCACUGCAGCCUCGAUACAGCAGAGUUCCCUCGGUGCUGCAGCAGGUCUGCAGCGUCUCCGACGCACCAGUGUGCCGGAGCAGUCGGGGUCGCCAGUGAACGGUUCCAGCAGGGAGUCCCCCGUCCGAGUCAAUGAGCUAAGACGAGUUCUUUCUGUGAGCACAGAGGGUAACGGCCGCCGGUUGAGUCCACUUCGGGGGCGGCUUGACGCUUCAAACGGUAGCAUCAUGUCCUCAAGCAGUGAGAGUAUGGUCAGUGGCAUCUCAUUAUCCGAAUUUGAUGCGGAUGGCAACUCGAUUAGACCACUGUCCACGAGGGACGGGCAUACGACCCCGAACGGAGACGGCAUGGACACUCCUCGAGCAUCGAGUAUGGCUCUGAAUGGUGGUCCAUCCAAACAGAGUUUACAGCCGAAUGCUAUACCUCCCGUACCGCCGCUACCGCCGUCCAUUAGUCUCCCUGGUGGGUUUCCCAAUGAUUCUCGAAAUUCGCUUCCGAAUGGUGAUCGACCAUCGACUGCUCCCGGUCCGCGUCAGAUCUUCGCGAACGGGAAGCAAGAGCAAUCCGCCCCGGAGAAUGGUAGAACCCUUAGUAGACACAAGAGCCGUUCGAGCACUGGUCUUGCAACGGCUGCUGCUGCUUCAGAGAUGCCCGAAGGAGCGGAUCCUUCUGAGAUCGCACUGCGUCGCGAUGUUCAGAAUCUGAUUAAUGGCUUCCUGUCGCCGAUGGACGCCCAAUUACGAAAUGGCAGUUCUACUCUCCCAAGAACCAGAGCUGGCCAUGCUGGCAGAAGGCGGGCGACCGGAGGCAUCGGGCGUCCUCCUUAUUAG